UAUCCGCAAUAUAAUAGGAGGUGAAUUGUAUGCCACCGUGAGGUACAUCCGACAAUUAUUCGACUUUUGACAGGACGAGUGGAACAAAGGUAAACAAGAGCUAUUUAUCGAUAAAAGAGAAUGAAAAAUGGAAAACAACAACAACCGUCCUUUUGAGAGUGAUUUCGACGAACAAAACUUUACACACGACAACCAAACCAAUGGGACCACUAAAGAAAUAUUUGAUCGUCGGAGUGACAUUGAUCGGAAAAACCUUGAUGAAACAUACGUACGCUCGGGAAUAACGUGGGAUACGUACGGUGAAUGCAAAGUCUGCAGUAAAGAAUGCCGUCGACGUUGCGAGAAAUGCCCUUGGAUAUUUUAUUGCUGCAGAGAACAUCAAUUGGAACAUUGGCCUGAUCAUAAGAAAAAUUGCAAGUACAUCGACUGGGGCGAAGAUGGAAUUGCACGAGCUGGAAAAGAUUUGGCAGAAGGAACAGUUAUUUUGGAAAAAUCUACAAUCUUUGUAUCUCCCAGAUACCACACCGAAGCCGAAGCGAAUCUAUUAACCAGCGACGAUUAUGCGCAAAGUGACGGUAUUUUGCGUCCAUGUUUCGGAUGUCACAUGCUAAUACCGCCCUAUUUUAACGAAACAUUUGUGUGCCACAUCUGCAAAUUUCCCAUUCAUAAUGCGGCUUGUGCAGCAAGCCCAUGGCAUGUGGCCGAAUGUCAAAUUUUGAAGAGAAUACACAUACGGAGUUGGUACAAGGACAUUGGAUCCAGUAAAGAUGUUAUGUUACGUCUGGCCGUUCUGCGCGGAGUUUUACUUAAAAAUCGAAAUUCGACGGUCUGGACGAAGAUCAUGUCAUUGGAGUCGGAUUCGAUUUAUCUCUUAGCAGAGGAUCUGAAGCAGUCCAUUCUUUGUUUCGUUUUAGAUGUGUGCAAAGUGGAAGGAGUCGAUGAGGAUGAUGUGGUCAAAUUUCUCACCAUUUUCGUGAAGCAAAGACUGAAUUGUACGUUGCCAUGUAAUACUAACAAAAGAUUGGUGAGCGUUUUAUGUUCCGGUAUCAUACCGUUUACGCUGGUCAAUGACCAAAAUGCAAACAUCCAAGGUGGUAUCAUUGAUUAUCGGAUGCGGAUGGCUUUUCGUACGGUUAAACCUGUUCAAAAGGGAGAUAUUCUCACUAUCGGGCGUGGUGGAUCUUAAUGUUUCGAUUCUGUGCUUUUAUCUAUAAACCCACGAUAGAGCUUGAAGUGAAAUUAUACAUUCGGUGGCUGUUUUGGCUGUACUAGACACGAUAUCCACAAUUUUGUCCGUACAAAAAAAAAAUUCUCAAAAUACCCCCAGCCAAUGCACACAAUAAUUUGUAAAUCACAUCCAGCUUUUGAAUCGAAAAUAAAGUGUUCAAAUUCGAUAAA
Bradysia coprophila is the source of this 1398-nucleotide messenger RNA. RefSeq lists its product as uncharacterized. NCBI's taxonomy places the organism in Eukaryota, Metazoa, Arthropoda, Insecta, Diptera, Sciaridae. The record is from RefSeq and is a predicted model, not a curated record.